Messenger RNA from Penicillium daleae, 1656 nucleotides. RefSeq names its product putative cell wall glucanase (Scw11) (gene btgE). The record is from RefSeq and is a predicted model, not a curated record. The transcript has a single exon. Gene Ontology annotation, cellular component: extracellular region; cell surface; fungal-type cell wall. The coding region runs from base 1 to 1656 and encodes 551 amino acids. Gene Ontology annotation, biological process: cell wall organization. Lineage: Eukaryota; Fungi; Ascomycota; Eurotiomycetes; Eurotiales; Aspergillaceae. Gene Ontology annotation, molecular function: glucan endo-1,3-beta-D-glucosidase activity; 1,3-beta-glucanosyltransferase activity.
AUGAAGGGUUCCAUCUUCGCGGCUGCCGCCCUCGUGGGCUCGGCCAUGGCUGAUGCCCACCUCCACCGCCGCCAUGAGGCCAUGCACAAGCGUCACGAUGCCUCGAGCUCCGUCGUCCCCUCGGUCACUCCCUCUUCUCUGGUCCCCGGCACUGAGGAGACCUGUGGCUGCACCACCAAGGUCAUUACCUACUAUGGCUCCCCGACUCUGGUGCCCAUCGAGUCCACCACCACUCUGACCAGCACUAUCCACUCGACCUCCACCAGCACUUCCACCAUCACUGUCACUCCCUCUGUGGCUCCAGCUUCCACCUCCACCGUGGUCAUCCUGCCAACCCCCGGUCUGACUAGCUUCUCUUCCACUGGUACCUACACCAUCCCGGCUACCACUCUGACCGUCACCGACACCACCACCGUCUGCGGUGCUACCACCACCGAGGUCCCUAGCGGAACCCACACCAUUGGCGGUGUCACCACCGUCGUCGAGACUGAGACCGUCAUCACCUGCCCCUACGCCACUGUCAAGCCUACCGGCACUACCGUGACCAGCGUCAUUGAGAUGACCACCUACACUUGCCCCGCCGCUGGUACCUACACCAUUGUCCCCGGUACCGUCACCACUGUGCCCACCAGCACCGUCCUGGUCUACCCUACUCCUCAGACCAUCACCCCUGGCACCUACACUCAGACCGAGACCGUGGUGACUGUCACUCGCACUGACUACACCUAUGUCUGCCCCUACGCCACCAGCGGUCUGGCCAGCACCACUGCUCCUGCUGUUUCCACCACUGCCGCCCCCGCUCCCGCGGUUUCUUCCACCAGCUCCGCUGCCCCAGCCGCUAGCUCCAGCUCUUCCCCCUCUGGUGGUGUCACUGGUGGCGGUCAGUACGGUAUGACCUUCUCCCCCUACACCUCCAGCGGUAACUGCAUGUCCCAAUCCGAGGUUCUCUCCAACCUCCAGGUCAUCAAGGACAAGGGCUUCAACCUGGUCCGUGUCUACUCCACUGACUGCAACGGUCUCGAGUACAUCGGUUCCGCCUGCAAGCAGCUCGGCAUGAAUAUCAUCAUGGGUGUCUACAUUGACAGCACCGGUAUCUCCGGCGCCCAGGAGCAGGUCCAGGCUAUUUCCAAGUGGGCCCAGUGGGACAUGGUCGAUCUGAUCGUCGUCGGUAACGAGGCUGUCUCCUCCGGCUACUGCUCCGCUUCCGACCUCGCCGGCUUCAUCUCCUCUUGCAAGUCCACCUUCCAGGCCGCCGGCUACUCUGGCAAGGUCACCACCACCGAGCCCAUCGACAUCUGGCAGCAGUACGGUUCCUCCACCCUGUGCAGCCCCGUCGACAUUGUCGGUGCCAACAUCCACCCCUUCUUCAACUCCCAGGUCACCGCCGCUCAGGCCGGUGAGUUUGUUCUCUCCGAGUUCAAGCUCCUUGAGGGCAUUUGCAACAAGGACGUUGUCAACCUGGAGACUGGUUGGCCCAACGCCGGUAACGCCAACGGUGCCGCCGUUCCCGGUGUUGCCGAGCAGGCGACUGCUAUCAAGUCCAUUGCCGCCGCUCUGGGCUCCAAGUCCAUCUUCUUCUCCUACGCCAACGAUGACUGGAAGGCCCCCGGUGCUUUCAAUGUUGAGCAGCACUGGGGCUGUGCCUCCGUCUUCUAA